Molecule: messenger RNA, 2422 nt
Organism: Phoenix dactylifera (date palm)
Lineage: Eukaryota; Viridiplantae; Streptophyta; Magnoliopsida; Arecales; Arecaceae
Product: putative galacturonosyltransferase 6
Molecular function (GO): polygalacturonate 4-alpha-galacturonosyltransferase activity
Source: RefSeq, a predicted model, not a curated record
AAAUUUCCAAAUUAAAAGUAAUUAGGAAAAAGGAAAGAAGAAAGGGGGCAUAGAAGGGAACCAGUUCCUCCUUCCUCAUCCAUACUUCUCUCUCUUGAGCCAUGACCGAACUCUCGAAAUCCUAACCCUAACCCUAGACUCGCCAAUGCCCGUCGUCGCCGCGGCGGAGAGAGGAUGAGGAACGCCGAUAGAUCCGCUCCGCCGCCGUUCUUCUUCACGAUGAGGAUUUCCCUCCGGCGCCCGAGGAACCUCUUCCUUGCCCUCCUAUGCCUCUCUUGCGUCCUCUUCCUCGUCCCCCCCGUCCUCCUCUCCAACUUUCCCACCGAUCUCUCGGCCGCUCGCUAUGCAGCACGGAAGGAGUUCAUCGGUGAUUUCUCUGGCAUCGUGAAGAACUUCUCCCUCGGGCACCCUUCAGAUGCUCUGACUCUCAAGCAGGAAACUGAUGGAGGAGUAAAAGAACCCACCGGAAUUGUUUAUAAGGAGAGGGAUUAUCGUGACCCAGUGAACAGUCGGAAUACUACUAUUCAUAACACGAAUUUGGAUGAAGCAAAUGGCUUACAGUUUGGCAACGGCGGAGGUGGUGAACGUAAGCAGGAGAAUGCCAACGAUUCUACUGGUGGAAAGAAGCCAGGGCCAUCUAACUGCACAACAGCUGGAGAACACAAUGAGGGUGCCUGCCCUCAACCAGUGACAAGCAAUAAGAUAUGGCAGAUGGAAGAUCAGCUAAUCAUGGCCAAGGCUUUCCUCCAGUUUGCUCCACCAAGUAGCAACUCCCAUCUGGUACGAGAGCUCAAGCAAAGGAUAAAAGAGAUAGAAAGGGUACUUAGUCAAGCCAAGAAAGAUUCAGACUUGUCUAGGAGCUCUUUGCAGAAAAUUAAAGCCAUGGAAGUAACUUUGUCCAAAGCUGAGAAGUCUUACCCAGAUUGCUCUGCCGUGGCAUCAAAGCUACGCGCCAUGACAUAUAAUACUGAAGAGCAGCUAAGAGCACAGCAGAAACAAGCUUCAUAUUUUAUACAGCUUGCUGGCAGGACCCUCCCCAAAGGGCUUCAUUGCCUAUCAAUGCGGCUUACUACAGAAUACUUCACAAUGCAGCCUGAGGAACGUGAAUUGCUCAACAGACAUGAUGUGCAGAAACCAAAUCUCUAUCAUUAUGCUAUUUUCUCAGACAAUAUUCUAGCAUGUACAGUAGUUGUGAACUCUACCGUCUCCAAGUCUAAGGAACCAGAGAAAAUUGUCUUUCAUGUGGUGACUGAUUCUCUCAAUUUUCCAGCAAUGGUGAUGUGGUUUUCGCUGAACCCUCCUGGUCAAGCCACAAUUCAGAUACAAAACUUGGAUGAUUUUAAAUGGUUACCUGCUAGCUUCAGUUCAAUGUUUAAGCAACCUGGUGUAGAUGACCUAAGAUACACUUCGGCACUCAACCACCUACGUUUCUAUCUGCCAGAGAUCUUCCCUUCCCUAGAUAAGGUUUUACUUUUGGACCAUGAUGUGGUGGUCCAGAGAGAUCUUAGGGGGUUGUGGAGCAUAAAUAUGAAGGGUAAAAUAAAUGGAGCUGUUGAGACAUGUAGGGAAGGAGAGGCAUUUAAUCGGUUGGAAAUGCUUGUUAACUUCUCAGAUCCAGUCAUAGCAAGUAGUUUUGAUGCCAAGGCAUGUCUAUGGGCAUUUGGAAUGAAUAUGUUUGAUCUAAAAGAGUGGCGAAGACGAGGUUUAAGCAGGAUUUAUCAUAAUUGGCUUCAAGUGGUAAGGAUUUCUUCCAGCUCGAACUUGUUCAUUUGCAGUCUGAUUUUGGAAAGAGGCAGCAGUUAUGGAAGGCAGGAAGCCUGCCACUGGGUCAGCUGAUCUUCUACAACCAAACAGUGCCUCUGGACCGGUGGUGGCAUGUGCUUGGGUUUGGUCAUGACUCUAGCAUAUCAAGGAGGGAAGUCGACAAGGCAGCGGUCAUUCAUUAUGAUGGAAACAUGAAGCCGUGGCUUGAGAUUGCUAUUGAUAAGUACAGAGGUUACUGGAACAAGUUUCUCGACUACAAUAACCCUUACUUCCAACAAUGCAACAUUCAUACAUAGUACCGCAUUGAUAACAAACUCCCUUCCAUUAAUUACGGAAUCCCCUUUUCUUUCAAGUCCCCUUUGUAAAUUUUCUUCAUCAUUUUUUCUUCCUCACCAUAGCCAUUAUUUUCAUAGCUUAGCCAAUUUUUUAAAUAAACCUCAAUGGAAUAAGCGUCUUCUAGAGAGGUUUGCCUUUUCUUUUCUUUUGACCAACUUCUCGUGUCAGAACCAGAAUCACUUUGUACAUUUAUGCUGUCAUACCUCAGCUUUUUUCUGUUCUCCUCUUUGGUGGAUAAUGGGAUGAUAUCUGAAUUUUAAAUCUUCACCGGGAAACAUCUUGAGUAUUUCUACGCAAUAAAUUGGAUAUUGUUACGGCUGCA